UUUGUUAAAGGGACACGACAACAAUGGCAGAAAAUAGUGCAGGUCUUCGAAAAAGGGACGAUAAAAGUCAAAAUUACGCCGAAAAUGCUUCCGGGUCGGCAAAAAACACUAAACUGCCUGAUGGGCAUAUCUUUGGAGAGUUAAAUGCUGGACUUUGGGGCCAAUCAACGCAGUCGAAGUCCGAUAAAGCACCCCAAAACAAAUCAGGAAAUAUGACUUCCUCUUCCGAUGACGAUGUUGUUCAGACUGCUACAGAAUAUGCCCAGGCAGUGCAGGGGUGGAUCUGGCAGUAUUAUUACUGGAGUUCUAUGAAUAACUUUUACACGAGUAGUUUUCCCUUCUACACCAUGGGCUAUUCACAAGCGUAUGCUGAUGUAGCAGUUUCUAACGUGGCAGGAGUGAUUCCUGGAAGAGCCGGUCAGAACUUGCCACAACAAAAUGGCAUCCCACCUCGACAGGGUCAGCGACAGCAACAACAACAACAGCAAGGACCAGGAUAUCAAGAUUACAGAAUUCCACCAAUCUGGAAGCGUGUUGUUGCCGAGUUUAUCGACUUCCUUCUCCUCCUGUUGAUCAAAGUUGGUGUGACCUGUAUCUUGGUUGACUACACGGGAACAAUCAGUGACUUUCAGCCGCUCGACUUGGAACAGUUCAUAACCAAAGGCGAGAUAGAUAUUGAAAAAAUGCUUGCAUUAACAACUGAGAUAGUUAUAAUGGAGGUUAUCAAUAGGAUAUUCAUCAGUAUUUAUGAGGCAUUGUGUCUCCGUAACGGCAUUCGGACAAUCGGCGGAUCAACACCCGGGAAGCGUGUGAUGGGGUUGUGUGUUGUGUCAUGCAUGGAAGUGAUCGACCUGCCCGAUAAUAAACUCAGAGUUAUUCCAGCACAAAAUAUCGGCUUUUGGAAUGCCCUCGUCCGUUCUGUGAUCAAAAACUUCUCCCUGGCGUUCCUCUUCCCGAUGUGUUUCACGGCGCUGUUUUUUGCGCACGGACGAGCAGCUUAUGACAUCAUAGCAAACAGUAUUGUCGUGGAGAGCAAUGAUGACUUGUUACUCGGACAACCGAGGCCAAGGUGAAAGGUCAAGGUUGUGGUGUCAAGGUCAUUGAAGGGUCAAGUAAGCUUUGUGGGUCAGUUACUAUGGAAAUUCAAGGACAUUGGGAUCAAGGUUAACAUUCAAAGUCAUCGAGAUCCAGGUCAAGGGUCAUAUGGACGAUGUAUAAAUGAGGAGAGUAACUGUUGUGUUCAUGGCAUGAGUGUAAGAGAUGGUGACAGUCGUGUGUCACUUUGACAGUGUAAUGCAGAAUGAACUCCUUGAUAGAAAUUGAAUUUGAACAGAACUCUCAUCAAAUGAGGCCAUUAUGGGUAAGGAACGUUAUUUAUUUGUGCAGAAAACUGGCAAUGUAUGUGUUGAUAUGUUUUGUAAUUGACUGUGCGUUGUUAUAAUAAAUAAUGUGUUGUUA
Molecule: messenger RNA, 1458 nt
Organism: Lineus longissimus
Lineage: Eukaryota; Metazoa; Nemertea; Pilidiophora; Heteronemertea; Lineidae
Exons: 5
Coding region: 24-1073 (349 amino acids)
Source: RefSeq, a predicted model, not a curated record